Messenger RNA from Acanthosepion pharaonis, 2463 nucleotides. Lineage: Eukaryota; Metazoa; Mollusca; Cephalopoda; Sepiida; Sepiidae. The record is from the annotation of a GenBank genome assembly.
AUGAUUUUUCUUAUGAUUAUUAUUCACUUUCUCCUCCUCCUUAUUCACUUUCUCCUCCUCCUUAUUCUCUUUCUCCUCCUCCUUAUUCUCCUCCUCCUUAUUCUCUUUCUCCUCCUCCUUAUUCUCUUUCUCUUUCUUCUCUUUCUCUUUCUUCUCUUUCUCCUCUUUCUCUUUCUCCUUUUCUCUUUCCUCUUUCUUUCUCUUUUUUUUUUCUCUUUCUCCUUUUUCUUUCUUUUUUCUCUUUCUUCUCUUUCUCUUUCUUCUCUUUCUCUUUCUCCUCUUUCCCUUUCUCCUCUUUCCCUUUCCCCUCCUCUUUCCCUUUCCCCUCCUCUUUCUCUUUCUGCUCCUCCUCCUCCUAUGAACUACAGUUAUACUGCUUCUUUAAUUUUUUUUUAUUUUUUUCCUUUUUUUUUCCUUUUUUUUUAUUUUUCUUUUCCUUUUUCCUUCUUUUCUUUUCCUUUUUCCUUCUUUUCUUUUCCUUUUUCCUUCUUUUCUUUUCCUUUUUCCUUCUUUUCUUUUCCGUUUUCCUUCUUUUCUUUUCCGUUUUCCUUCUUUUCCGUUUUCCUUCUUUUCCGUUUUCCUUCUUUUCCGUUUUCCUUCUUUUCCGUUUUCCUUCUUUUCCGUUUUCCUUCUUUUCCGUUUUCCUUCUUUUCCUUUUUCCUUCUUUUCCUUUUUCUCUCUUUUUUUUCUCCUUUUUUCUUUUUUUUUUUCUCCUUUUUUCUUUUUUUUUUCUCCUUUUUUUUUUUUUUCCUUUUUUUUUUUUUUUUUUUCUCCUUUUUUCUUUUUUUUUUUUUCUCCUUUUUUCUUUUUUUUUUUUCUCCUUUUUUCUUUUUUUUUUUUUUCUCCUUCCAUUUAAAUUUUUAUGAAAAUAUAACUGUUUUCUUUUUUUUCUUUUUCAAACAGGAGGCACAAUUUGAAAGAUUAACAAGAGAACUUGAAGUGGAAAGAAAGAGUGUGGCUAAUCAACUUGAAAAGCUGGAUGGCUCUCUCUUUAUCUAUCCGUGCCUGAUCUUCUCUCUUUAUCUAUCCUCUCUUUCGCUUUCUCUCUCUCUUUCUCUCUUUUCCUUUUUUCUCUAUUUUUCCUCCCUCUUUUCUCUCUUUCUCUCCUUUUUUCUCUCUCCCUCUUUCUCUCUCUUUUUCUCUCUCUUUCUCUCUCUCUCUCAAUCUCUCUCUCUUUUUCUCUCUCUCUCUUUCUCUCUCUCUCUCUUUCUCUCUCUCUAUCUUUCUCUCUCUCUUUCUCUCUCUCUCUUUUCUCUUCUCUUUCCUCUCUCUCUUUUUCCCUCUCUCUCUUCCUUUUCUCUCUCUUUCUCUCUCUUUCUCUCUCUCUCUAAAAUUUCUCCCUCUCUUUUCUGGGAUUCUCCCUCUCUUUUUUUAUUUCUCUCUUUUCUCCCUCUCUCUCUCCCUCCCUCUCUCUCUCUCCCUCUCUCUCUCGAUUUCUAUCCCUCUCUCUCUCUCUCUCUCUCUUUCUCUCUCUCAUUCUCCCUCUCCUCUCUCUCUACGAAAUCUCUCUCUCUUUCUCCCUCUCUCUCUCUUUCUUCCCUCUCUCUCUCUCUCUCCCUCUCUCUCUCUCUUUCUCUCUCUUUCUCUCUCUUUCUUUCUCUCUCCCUCUUUCUUUUCUCUCCCUCUCCUCUCCCUCCUCCCAUUUCUCUCUCUCUCCUUUUUUCUCUAAACCUCUUUUCUACUCUCUCUUCUCCCCCUCAUUCCACAACAUGUCCCUCCAUCAAUACCUUAGAUGAUUUUCUCUCUCUCAAAUUCAUUUUUAAAAAAAAAAAAAUUUUUUCUCUUUUCCCUCAUUUUCUCUCUCUUCCCCGUUUUCUCUCUUUCCCCUCAUUUUCUCUCUUCCCCCAAAUUUUUUCUCUCUAUCUCGUUUUCUCUCUCUUCCCUGUUUUCUCUCUCUUCCAAAAUUUUUCUCUCUUUUUUUUCAUUUCUCUCUUUUUCGUUUUCUCUCUUCCCCUAUUUUAUUCUUCCCCUAUAUUGAAUAAAAAUUCCCUCAUUUUUCUCUCUCUUCCUGUUUUCUCUCUCUUCCCCUCGUUUCUCUCUCUUCCUAUUUUUUCUCUCAAAAAAUUUCUUCCCUGUUUUCAUUUUCCCCCUCGUUUUCUAAAUUCCCCUCAUUUUAUUCUCUCUUCCCCUCGUUUUUCUCUCUUCCCUCGUUUUCUCUCUCUUCCCUUCAUUUCUCUCUCAAAUGUAGAAUUUUUCUUUUCCCUCGUUUUUCAUUUUCUUCCUAGAAUUUUUCAAUUCUUCCCCUCGUUUUAUCUCUCUUCCCCUCUUAUUUUCUUCAAUUAUCAAAAAAUCUCUCUUCCCCUCGUUUUCUCUCUAAAAUAUCGUUUUUUUCCCUUUUUUUCUCUGAAUUUAAAAUUUUUCUCUUCCCUCGUUUUUCUCUCUUCCCCUCGUUUUUUUCUCUCUCUUCCCUCAAUUAAUUUUUCUUUAAUAAAUUUUUUCUCUUCCCUUUUUUCUCUCUCUUAA